UGGUAUAAUUGUGGAACUCUGCCUAACAUGGCAUUAUUCAGGUCCUUGGCAAAGAUUCUGACUCCCUCAUGGUCCAGGUGUACAUGGUCGUACAGGUGCUCACAUAUCAGGGUGUGAUGGUGAGAGAUGCUGACAAAUGGUAGUGAGGAGCAGUCCAUGGUGAUUUUUUUGUUGUUGACAUUUUGGAUCAUUUGCCAUGGGAGAACUUUCCUUGGUAGAAGGAUGGAUAUAAUAAUGUUUGUCCGUGGGAACAGGGUGUGUGCUUUCUAUGCCACCUUUCUCACUUCCUCAGCCACUCUUUGUCCUUUUGUGCUCAGGUCCUUUUGUGCUCAGGUCCUUUUGUGCUCAGGUCCUUUGUCCGAGUAUGUAUGACAAGGAUGUCAGGUUUUUCCUGCUUGACUUGAUAGAGCAGUUGAAGUGCACUGUCAGUAGUGGGCCAACAUCAUUUAGAUGUCUGGUGUCUCGGAAAUAGUCUCCUAUCUUCCAGAUACUUUCCAUUAGAGUCUAUCAGAACUGCAGUUUUGGGAGGUAUCCUGGGUUGAACUGGAUCCUGUCCUCUGGAGUUCUCUGUGCUUCCCAGCAAUCAGUCCAGUCUGAGAUUCAGCAGGUGAAAGGCAUCGUGGGACAGUCUUUCUCUUUUCAAGAGAGGGUGAUCAAGUCUGGCAAUUUACUUUAUGGAGAACUUGGCAGUAUUGCAAAUGUGUACCCUGGUAAACGAGGCAAAAUCACCCUUGAGAAGAGAUUUGAAAACCGCCUCCACUUGAACAAUGUUACAAGAUACUUCACUCUGUCAGCCCUUCAGAUAGACGAUGCUGGGGUUUAUACUGUUGAGAAUACAGAUGAAUGGAAAAAAACUAAAAUUCAGCUCACUGUAUACAAUGUUGUUUCCAAACCUCAGGUGACAGAGUGUGACAGCAGCUCCUGUAGUGUGGUGUGUUCUGUGGACAAUAAAAAAGAGGUGACCUUGACCUUGUACAGGGGAGACGAAAUACUAAACCAGACCAGCAGUCCUGAUCUCACCACCGAUCUCUCUCUCCAUUUGGAGGUAGAGGUAAAGAACUACAACUCCACCUACAGCUGUGUGGCUUCCAACCCUGUCAGCAAUGAGACAGUUCUUGUCCCAAAAUGUUGCAGUGAACAUGGUCAUGCUAAUGAUGCAGACAGUGGCGAGAGGACUCGGGGUGUGCUUAUUAUUGCUGUAAUAUGCGUCUUGGUUGCCUCAGGGCUGGUUGGAAUUGCAAUCUAUCGAAAGAAGAGUAGAAAUGGACACUCACAAGGCAGAUUCAUCUGAAAGAGUGCAAGUUGACAUUAAUUAUGCAUCGAUAAAUCCUAGAAGAGAUAAUCAGGAGGAGCGAACACAUAUACCAGAAUUGUAGUCCCAUAGAGACAACCCUACUCUGACAUCAGUUUGUGAUACACUCCUGUUGCAUCGCAUGGCUGCCAGCGAGGAUGUUGACACAGCAUGAAGGAGAAAAACAGGAAGUCAAUGGGAGGCCAAAAUGAUAACUCACAUUCUGUAGAGGACAGUAUAUCAUAAAGAGGAUGUUGGAACUAAAUGAAAGUUAAAAAAUAUUCAUUCUAACAGCCUUUUAGAGGCACAGUUGUUAUGGGAGAAAAAUCCCCUGGAACUGUUGAGCUGAUAUUAUAAUUUCAGGCUUCCUUUGUAGGUCAUUCUCACAGACCUUCUGUCAAAUAGGGGCCUCGGUUACAUCCUCUGAUACUGACCAAUUCAAUAAUUAUGCAUUGAGUUGUUAGCAUGAUCAGGAUAAUCCGUCUUUUAAAAUGCCUUUUGUCCCAAAUCCCAAUGUAUAAGUUAAAUUAAAUGGAACAUAUAUUUUAAUACAAUUCACUAGUGUGUUUGCUAUGCUACUGCUAUGCCAAAGCUUCCUUUCAGUACUGUCUGUUCUGUUGUUUAAAUGUAGGUGCCUCCCCUGUAUCGUUUUUAUAGCUGGUCAUUGUUUAGCUUGCCAGUGGAUAGCUGCUGUGUACAUAAUAUAAAAAGAGCAGGUGUUUGAGAUAAAGCCACCUACUCCUUAGAAGCAAUGGCUGUUAGGCUGCUUUAGAAACACAACGGUCCAUAGAUACACGUUUUCCUUUCACCGUGUAUGUUGUAUUCAAACAUUUCUGAGGGGCAGAUCUUGAUUUUCCAUUUGAUAUUGAGUGACAUGUUCCUCUUCUUAUCGCUAUUCACAAAAUGUAGGUCUGGGCUAAAUUGAAGCUCUUCAUUAGCUUGUUUAGUUUAUUAUGAUGGACCAUUUAUUGGUUGUCCCUAUCUAUGAAGCACAUCCUCCCUUAAGAAUACAAUCACUCCCUCCUGCAGACUCUGUAGACUCUGUAGACUCUCCUUCUAUCAGAGCAUGUUGUGCUCCACCUAUAUUAGUGCAGCCUUUGUAUAUGCCUGUGCCAGCACAGGUUACUGUCCCAAAAAUACCAAAUCUGUUGAUACCAUAGUGAGUUGUUACACUGUAGGCAUUGUUAUACUUCUCUAUUUCAGAGUAGUUCCUGAGACUGAAUAUGAAGAUAUGAUUCACUUUUCACUAUUUUAAAAUCAUCUAUAGACUUAUUCCAACAGAUCAAAAAUCAACAUGUUGUACUGAGCUUCAAUAUGUCAAAUCAAAGACUUACCCAUACAUUUAAUUUAAAGUCAUCAAAUGUGUAUAUUUCCUGAUGUUUAACAGUCAUCAAUACAUAAUAUAAUAAUAAUAAUAUAUGCCAUUUAGCAGACGCUUUUAUCCAAAGCGACUACAUCAAUGCCCAUGCUUGAAAUAUGUUAAUGUUUUACAUAAUCUAGCACAACUCAAAAUAUGAUGGUAGAUUACUCCAUUCCCCAUUUAUGUUUUUGUUGUCAUUUAAAUCUGCGUAAACAAAUCAUGUAUUGCUUCAGAAUACCUGUGUAAACUGUCAUUCUUUGAAUCCAUAGCUGCUUCUAUGAGUUUGAGAGUGUAAAGAUUUCUCCAGAGACAUUUCUCCAGAAACACAACUCCAGAUUGUGGUUUUAAUGUAGCCUACUUCUAGGGUCAAAUAGGAGAGACAACUGUAAUUGGUUGGUGGAUUCUCUAUUUAGUGAGUUUAAGUGUGUGACCUUUUGUCCUGUCACUUUUCAUGCCAGACAGCUGUACAUUUCAAAUGUAAAAACAAUUAUGACUGUAAACAGUGAAUUACUACCUUUUUAUUUAAGUCCUAUAAUAUUUCCAGCUUUGUUUUGAGAAAACGUUGGCCUUUUCUUCCAAUCCUUUUCUCCCAUCUGGUGGUUGAAUGUUUUUAUACUUCAGUAUACUGUAUACUGUACAUAAUGCACAGUGUUUCGCUCUGAGACAGUGUCCUGUAAAUUGUGUAAGUGUAUCUGAAAUCAUGUGCAACCAAUAUGUUCUCUAACAACCUUUCUGUGCUUUAGACUGUAGUCAUGCAUUUUUGUGCCAAUGUGCCAUUACUAUAACAUUAUUGUGAGUAAAAAUUAAAACAUUUGUCAAAUAUGCCAUGUCGAUGCUAUUUGGUAGCAAAACAUGAGAGCCUCAUUUAUCAUUCUGUGUAUUUAUGUUAUUUAUGUUUGUUUUAAUAUUGUAAUAUUACUGUAUUCUUAUGUUUGUAUUAUUUAUAUGUUGUGGUAGAGUAUAAUAAUGUUGUUAUGUACUGUUUUAUUUCGUAUGUAAUUGCGUAAUCGUGAUUGAAUCCCAGGAAGAGUAUUUAAUAUGGACCUGGAAUAAAUACAAAUAGAAACGUUAUGUAUUAUAACACGAAAUUCAGAUUGCGCAACAUUGUACUUUGUUCAACUCCAAUGUUUCGUUACAGGAAAUGAGUAACCUUCCUACAGUGGUUCCUCCUUUACAAAUUGCGAGUUUACACCGCGGGAUUUAGAGCUAUAAAAAACACACAUUCGUUUUCAGUCUGUAUCAGCAUGGGCAACGUGGUGAGUACCUUUACACUUUUAAUUUAAUUCCUGAUCUAUAGCAUAACUCCAAUAAGUUUUGAACUGAAAUCAUGGACGUGGGGUACGGAAGCCCGUGGGGUACGGAAGCAAUCCAUGUGUGAUUUCAAGCAAUAACGACACUGGAUUAUAGCUCCCGUUAUAACUGAUUAUAGCUCCCGUCCGCCCACUCUAAAUUGAUGAAAACGCGUUUUGUGAUGAAAUGUAACUUCCUUAUGAUAUAAUAUACAUUUGACCAAGUCAAAAAUGAUUAUUCAUGUUCUGAGUCGUUCAGUGGGGGUCUUUCUCUAAGAUAUAAUUAACAUUAUACAAAGAAAAAAUGGAUUUGAACACCGAACUCUGUUGACAGAGCGGUAGUGUUUUCUCGCAGUAAGUUUUCAGGGUUUUGUGUUGGUCCUCUGCGAAAUUGAUUGUGAGAAAUAUUCGAAAAAGAACAGGAAUUUUUGUAUGAAAGACGUACAGUAUAAUAAAAUAUGAAAAUACUACAUGGCAUGUUUUUAUGUCCUCCAGAUUCGAGAAGAAAAAUGAGGUCAACAGUGAGCCUGUCAAUUAGCCUAAUUCUCUCACAGCAUUCAGCUCAGCUGACACAAUGCUAUUUUCCCGAUGUUUUACCGCUUUCAUUCAUUUUCAUUCCAAACAUGGGUUUGGACCAUUGGUUUUCUUAAGAGGAGUAUCUACACAAUUAACAUACUAUUUUACCCAUUGGUCAAAAUAUGUGUUUUUGAUUGGACACUCUAAUGACAUAAAUUCAUGUAAUAGUCCACUCCAUUACACUCAAAAGCUAUUUAAAUUUCAACCAGUGGAUGCUAACGAUGGCUAGAUAUGCUAGCUAUUCUACCAGUCUCUCUUAAGAGUGUUAGCAAACUAACAGCACACCCUGCAUUCACAUUUAUUUUUAAGGGAUCUGCGGUAGGUUGAUAACGAUAUCACCAAAGUAUGUUGUGUCAUGAGUAAACAGUCAUGGUAUUUAAUGUUAGAGAAUGAACAAGAUUUAACAAGGCAACCUUGAGGCUAAUUUGACUGUGUGCAAUGCAGUAGAGAGGUGUGGCUGCUGUGAAACGUGACUCCAUGAGGAACUAACAGAGGCCCGACGUUUGUGACGUCACCACAUUUUAUUAAAUAAAACCCUUGACCUAUCAUUUGGUAAAAAGUCUUUCCUCCGUGACCCGGAAAACCGAUGUGGUCAAGGAGAGUCUCAAUUCGUUAGUAGGCAAACGGAACAUGGUCCUCCCCUCCUUGAUAUCCUCCUUUUGGCGAGGACGCACAAGAGAAUCCUACCAGUUCUCUAAAGAGUUUUGACAUCUGCCACACCCCAUUUGAAUCAGCUGUUGUUUUCUUGAAGGAGAAAACCAUGAAAACAUUUAAACACGAUAUGCUUACGUAUCCUUUUGUGUAUAAAAUGUCUUGAACAUCUAGCUAGAUUCAUUAUUAUUACAUUCAAGCGUAUUCUCGUCCACUGUCAUUUGAGAAAAGCCCCCCCUUGUGUUUACGGUAGAGACGUUCAGUUUAUUUGCACGGGCUGCGUCGCAUUCCACUGAAUCUGCCUUUAUCGGCAAUUCGCAUAUGUGGUGGAAAGGCACUUGUCAGCGUCUUUAUUAGCCAGACCCUCUGUUGAAUCUCAGGUUUGAACUAUUAGCUGCGAAUCAGGGUUGGGCUCAAUUCGGAUUUUUGGAAUUGAUUCAUAUGUUGAAUCAAUUCCUAAGUGGUGUAGAAUUUGAUUAAUUGACAAGAUUGUCAAAUGACCACUUGUCAACAAUGGAAAUAGAUGUCCUCAAACAUGGAAGGCGGGUGGGAGGAGGUGACAUCAGGUGGGAACAUUCUAUACAGUGAGAGGGGCAGAUACAUGUGUGAACAACAGGCCAUAGAGACAGACAGAGGACUCAUUCAAAUAUUUUAACUCUUGUUAAAUAAAGGUUAAAUAAGGCAAGACAGUUAAGAACAAAUUCUUAUUAACAAUGACGGCUUAUCCCGGCCAAACCCAGACGACGCUGAGCCAAUUGUGCACCACCCUAUGGGACUCCCAACCACAGCCAGAUGUGAUACCGCCUGGAAUCAAACCAGGGCCUGUAGUAACUCCUCUUGCACUGAGAUGCAGUGCCUUAGACUGCUGCGCCACUCGGGAGCAUCUUUGUAUCUGUGCCAUUAUAGCAUCUGUAACCGCAUGGGCAGCACCAUUAAUGCUGUCUCUAUUUUAAAGUAGUCUGUUUCCUUCUUCUUCAUUGGCUGAUUGCUUCCAUCUCAUAGGAAUCCUCACCCAGUUGACUACUUUAAAGUGGUUGAAGCCCUCAAUGGCAAUGUCCAUGCUGAAACAGGUUAUAUCAAUGAUGAGUCCUCUAUCUAUCUCUAUGACAACAGGCACAACUCAGUUAGUCAUUUUUUUUCAAAGUUGCCAAAAUGCCACGUGUCCACUUAUGUGCAUUCAUAACAACCUAACCAUUACAACAUUUCUGUUCAAUCAAAUAAGUCUCGCGUAGCAAAUUAGCAAUUACAUUUUUGUUGACCAAAUUCGACACCCUCAUUGACCUCAAUACAAAAUAUUCUCACUUUGUGGGCUUAUUUUUGUGGACAGAAUAUAGAAUAGAAGAGGCAUUUUUAUUUCACCGAGUUCAAUUCUAUUUCCUUUAAUUCAAUUCCAUAUCCUGUUUACUACUUCGAUUGGAAAUCAAUUAAAAUUCAAUAAUUUAAUUGGAAUUUAUCAGACAUUCUCAAAUCAAUUCUGAAUUGAGCCCAACCCUGUUUCCUGUGGAAGAUUGACAGUAUAAUUUAAAACAACUGAUAUUCCCAUUCGGGUCAGCAUUCUCUGAUGUGACCCUCCAACCAUCUUUUGAGGUACCAUUUGAAAGUUGAAAUGUCUAUUGUGUUCUCAUUUUAGUACAUUUAACAGACAACAUGACUCCCACCCUGUAUUCAAGAGCAUGCUGAAUUGAGCCCAACCCUGCUGUGAAUCUCUUCCGGGAGGAAAUCACAAGUGUACCCCAGUCCAACCCCACAGAUUGUGACGUCAGCCUGGCUCAGACUGCGAUGGAGGAUUCUGGCCAACAAGGGGUGACCUUGCCACACACCGAGGGAGAACGUACAGCCGUUACUCAGAGGAGCAAGUUAGGAGGAGUCAGAGAGAAGCUCCAAUCAGAGCUGAGAGGGAGAUACACGUCAUUGUGUGAUGGAACCCCAGCAGGACCAGAGGUGCGGAGCCACUCCCUCACACACUCCUACGUUGAACUCCUCAUCACCGAGGGCAACGUCCAAUGGCACGACGACAGGCAUGCUGCCACGCGACCCGUAAGACCACCAUCAGAUAUGCCCACUGCUAAUGAGGAAGUAACGAUCAAGCUUGACGAUAUCUUCAAACCACCGCUAUCUCCGGAUUGCCCUCAAGUAAAAACCGUCCUGACGAAGGGACCCGCAGGCUCAGGGAAGACAGCGAGUGUCCAGAAGUUUGUUUUGAACUGGGCCGAGGACAGAGCCAAUCAGGAUGUCGACUUCUUGUUUGUCUUUCCCUUCAGUGAACUCAAUUGGCUGAUAGGACGGAGCUUCAGUCUGAGUGGCCUCAUCAGCCACUUCCACUCGUCCAUGACAUCGGAGAGCGAUAACCCCGGGCUGGAUCUGAGUCGGUCUAAGGUGGUCUUCAUCUUGGACGGUUUGGACCAAUUUAACCUUCCCCUGGACUUUGAAAGCAUAUCAGUAGAGUCUGACAUCAAUAAGGAGAUGCCUUUGCCCAUCCUCCUAGCGAACCUCAUCUGGUGUCAGCUGCUUCUUCCCUCCGCCUACGUCUGGGUGAUCACCAGGCCUGCGGCUGCCAGUUUAAUCCCCAUCGACUUCCUCCCCCAACAACAGUGCUUGACGGAGAUACGGGGCUUCGACGACACCCAGAAGAGGGAGUUCUUUAGAAAGAGGUUUGGUGAUCAGAGUCUUGUGCACAAAGCUAUCGCCCUAGUCAUGAAAGCUAUUGCCCUAGAGUCAUCACGGAACCUCUGCGUCCUGUGCCAAACACCGUGGUGCUGUGAGAUGUUGGCGGCCAUUUUAGAAAACACUGAGGCGGGAGAGUGUGUCGAGAUAGACACUCUGACGCAACUAUACACUCACUUUUUGCUUGUUCGGAUUGGUUUGAAGAACGAUCGAAAUGGUGAACACUCAGAAUCAAUCAGAGAGGUUGUUCGUAAGCUUGGGAAGCUGGCUUUUCUACAACAGGAAAGAGGACGCCUCAUAUUCAGUGAGAGCGAUGUGAAGGAGUGCGGAAUCGACGUCUCUAAAAGUUCCACAUUCCACAGGUUGUGUAGGCCGCUCUUCACAGGGUGUGAGAUGUACCUGGAGGAAAUGUACCGCUUUGAGUACACAGGCAUUCAAGACUACCUAGCUGCCCUGCACGUGUUUCUCACCUACACAAAUAAAAGGAGAAACCUACUACUCCAACCUACUACACUCUUUGAUCGAUUGAAAGGGACGUUCAGGAGAGCAACCCUUUUAGACCUCCACAGAUGCUCCAUGGACAGGGUUUUACGGAACACGCACGGAACUUAUGACCUCUUCCUCUGCUUCCUCCUUGGCCUCUCAACAACACCCAACCAGACUCUCUUAGAUCUAGCAUGUCUAGGGAAAGGUUUAAAGGUUACAGGCUCCAAGGUGAUCACAGAGAUCACGGCGGAAUACAUUAAGCAGGCGAUCAAGUCUGAGCCUUACCCUCAGACCACACUGGCGCUUUUCCGCAGUCUGCGGGAGCUAGGGGACGCCUCGCUGGGCAGGGAGGUCCGACGCUACCUGACCUCUGAGUCACGGUGGGGGUUCCUGCUGGAGCCUGACCAAUGCUGGGAGCUGGCAGACAUGCUUUGGGCAGGCAGGGAGAUGGAGAGGGAAGUGUUUAUGGAGAUGGAACGUUUGAGUUGGAUGCGCCGAAUGAGCAUGUGGGGCUUUUGGAGAAUGCAGACUGUACUGGGGGACAGACACUGGCAAGUCUACUAGAAAGACAUCAUUGCUGUAUGAAUGGUCUACUAAGGAGACAUCACCACAGAUUGUACUGCCACAUCUACUAAAUUGCCACUGCAGAGAAUGUUGAGGAAUUUCAAGGUUAGAGAGAUGUAUAGGUACAUUAGGAAGGUAGGUUUGAGUGGUGUUUUUUUUUGUCGAGAGAAAAUGUGAUGAUUGCAAUCCAUGUUUAUGGAUCUGAGUAGUGGGUAGUAGUGCCCACUGAAAAAUCUUAAAAUCAAUAAAUUAAUAGAUUCUUCCAACAAACUUUAUUUGCUUAGAGCUUUGUACAAACUGACUUGCUGUUCACAUGGCAGAAGUCAUAGCGCAGUUGAGGUUGGUCAUAGUGCCAAUAGACUCCAGGUAGAAGUGCCAUGUCAGAGCCUCUGUCCAUUUGUUGGGUACCUU
Messenger RNA from Oncorhynchus keta (chum salmon), 9292 nucleotides. Its product is annotated as NLR family CARD domain-containing protein 3-like. The transcript has 7 exons. The record is from RefSeq and is a predicted model, not a curated record. Bases 6947 to 8881 code for a protein of 644 amino acids. NCBI's taxonomy places the organism in Eukaryota, Metazoa, Chordata, Actinopteri, Salmoniformes, Salmonidae.